Molecule: messenger RNA, 1518 nt
Organism: Salvelinus namaycush (lake trout)
Lineage: Eukaryota; Metazoa; Chordata; Actinopteri; Salmoniformes; Salmonidae
Product: protein FAM126B-like
Exons: 7
Coding region: 53-1411 (452 amino acids)
Biological process (GO): phosphatidylinositol phosphate biosynthetic process; protein localization to plasma membrane
Cellular component (GO): plasma membrane
Source: RefSeq, a predicted model, not a curated record
CCCCUCCCUGUCCAAGCCCUCUGUGUAUCACGAGCCCUCCAGUCUGGGCUCCAUGGGUCUGACAGAGGGAGCUCUGAGUCAUCAUGACCUCAUCAGGGUCGUCUACAGCGGGCUGCACCCUCAGAGAGAAACCUUCACUGCCCAGAACAGGUUUGAAGUGCUGUGUUUCCUCAUGUUGUGCUACAACUCUGCUGUGGUCUACAUGCCUCUCUCCUCCUACCAGUCAGUCUGCAGGAUGAGCUCACGGUUGUGUGUAUGUGGUUUCCCGCAGCAGCAGCAGAAAGUGUGGAGAGAGCCGUGUAACCGUGUGGUGCUGGACCCAGAGUUCAUGGUCCAGAUGCUGACCGCUGUGUACCAUGCCAUAUAUAAUGGCGAGUGGGAGAUGGGGAAGGAAGCUCUGGAAGACAUCCUCUACAGAGCUCAGCUGGAACUCUACUCUCAGCCCCUACUGCUGGGUAACGCUAUGAAGAGUUCCCUGCCAGACAACGCUCCAGACGAGACGCGAGGCAGGAAGGUCCUUCAGGUGGAGGUCACGCCAACCGUCAGUCGCAUCUCCCGCUCCGCCAUCACUGCCGCAUCCAUCAGACGACACCGCUGGAAGAGGGAGGAUGCUGAUGGGAUGAGUGUAGGUGAGGAGUCAUUCAACCUCAACGACCCAGACGAGGGUUUCUCCUCAGGGGCUUCCAACAGCAGUCAGCCCAGCGCCACCAAGCCUGGGGGCCCCGGGCCCCGGGGGGGCAGUCAGAAGAGCAGCAGCGUCAAGAAGACAGUCACUGCCAGACUGUCCCGAGAGAGAGAGCGGGAGCUGAUGCAUAGGGAGAAGGAGAUGGAGAAGAUGAAAGACCAGGAGAGAGUGAGGGAGAAGGAGAGAGAGCUGGAGAGAUGGAGGGAGAAGGAGAGGCAGAGAGAGAGGGUGGCGGAGAGUCGCAGGGAGCUGUUCUCCGCCGUGGUGGCCACUCCCACAGCAGCUCUGAGACGACGUCAGCAAACACAGACCCCUUCCCCUGCUCCUCCCCCCGUCACCAUGGACACCAUCGACAUCGAGCUCAGCCCAAUCAAGAAGCAGCAAUCCUUCCCUGGCCCCUGCCCCAGCCCCUCCCCCGGCACACUGGUCCGAACAGCCAGCUCCACCUCCUCCAAGUCAUUGUAUGAAGGUGUGAACAUGAACCUGAACGGCAGCAUUAGCAGCCUGGGGGGGGCUCUGGGAGGUUCUGGGGGGCUGGAGGGGGCUCUGGGAGGGCUGGGUGCCAGCGUGGGGGGAGGAGGGACCCACCGCUACUCCACCAUCAGCCUGCAGGAGGAGGUGCUGGCCCGGCCUGAGGAGAACCAGGAGCUACUCUCCUCGGGAGCGCCCCUCACCAAGCAGUCCCGCUCCCCCAGCUUCAACAUGCAGAUCAUAUCACAGGUGUAGCCUAGCCUGGUGGGUUGGCGGGGGGGCCAGGCAGGGCGGGACCUGGUGGGGAGGUAGACGCGCGCACACACAUAUAGACACACACAAAUUAAUACAUACAUAUAUAU